Molecule: messenger RNA, 930 nt
Organism: Parascedosporium putredinis
Lineage: Eukaryota; Fungi; Ascomycota; Sordariomycetes; Microascales; Microascaceae
Source: the annotation of a GenBank genome assembly
AUGUCUUCUCCCAAGCUCAUCACCAUCUUUGGCGCCACAGGCAACCAAGGCCGCAGCGUCGCCCUAUCCCUCUUGGGAAACAAGGCCGGUGCCUUUCGCGUCCGCGCCAUAACCCGCAACCCCGACAGCGAUGGUGCCAAGGCUCUCACUCAGGCCGGAGCCGAGAUCUUCAAGGCCGACGGCACCGCUCGUGACCUAAUGGUUGCGGCGUUUGCCGGUAGCUGGGGAGCGUUUGUGAAUACCAAUGGCGAUGAUCCGGCCCUCGAUGAGCCCGGACACCCUUCAGAGGUGGAUAUCGGCAAGAUUGUCGUGGACGCCGCCGCGGAGGCUGGCGUAAAACACAUCGUGUACAGUGGCAUGGUUUCCUCCACCGAGGUCACAAAGGGCAAAUACACUGCGCAGGCUUUCGACAACAAGAACACAGUCGGCCGCUAUGCUAGCUCCAAGACCGAGUUCGAGACGGUCAACAUCGUGAGCCCCGGAAACUACAUGGAGAAUUUCCUCAUUGAGGAACUCGCUGGGAUCUUUGGACACCCUUACAUUGCCAUCGGGGAUGAUUAUGGCGACCUCGUCCAUGGUGUCUUGCUUGACCCCGCCAAGUACAACGGGCAGCUCGUCCAGGGGUUCAGCCAGUCUAUCAAGCCUGGCGAUGCGCUGAAGAACUUUGAGGAAGUUACUGGCAAGAAGGCGCGAUAUGUGCCAAUGGAGAGCUUGGAUGAUUUGCAGACAUACGGCAUGAGGGCCCUCGAGACGGUCAAGAGCGUAUUCGGCUUUUGCCAAGCCAGUGGUGGGAACUACUACGGACUUCCCAACGAUGCCGCGCCCGCUGCCCAGUUGAAGAAGGCCGCAGCUGAGGCCCAGGGAAAGUCUGGAAGCGAAACCGAGCUGCUCACCAUCAAGGAGUUUUUCAAGCGACACUUUGCGUCCUAA